CUUGCGCUUUGUGAUUGGUCCGGCGGCUUCUGGGAUCUGUCAUGUGUCCCAGGUACCGCCUUACCAUUCACAAAAAGCAAACCGCUUCUUGCGCAUGCGCACGAUGGCACCCGGCUGUCAAGCCCAGCGCCCACACUACAGAAGCCGGGAAGACAGCGCGCCGCUGGAUAGAGGAACAGGUAAGGUCCCGCUGCAGAGCUGACCGGCCGGCCCGGUAUUCUGACACGGCCGCGGUGGAAAUACCGGCCCCGGCCGCUCCAUAUUCGCUCCAUAAGACGCGCUAAACAU
Messenger RNA from Staurois parvus, 288 nucleotides. The record is from the annotation of a GenBank genome assembly. NCBI's taxonomy places the organism in Eukaryota, Metazoa, Chordata, Amphibia, Anura, Ranidae.